AUCUAUCUAUCAUAUAUUGUGUGAAGACCUGGUUCGGGAUGCAGAACAAGCCAGAGCAGGACAGGAAUCAAGAGGCUACGGUCUACUUGGGGAAUCUGGAUGAGCGGUGUACAGAUGCUUUGAUUUGGGAGUUGAUGCUGCAGGCUGGCCCGGUCUCCAACGUGUUCUUACCGAAGGAUCGUAUCUCCAUGUCACACCAGGGUUUUGGAUUCUGCGAAUUUCUCUCUGAAGAUGAUGCCGAGUACGCCGUGAAGAUUAUGAAUCAGAUCAAGUUAUAUGGGAAGCCAAUCAGAGUCAACAAGGCUUCGUAUGAUAAUAGGAAGGAGGUGGAUAUCGGAGCGAACUUGUUCAUUGGAAGUUUGGACGAGCAAGCGGACGAGACUGCCCUGUACGAUGUGUUUAGCACUUUCGGCGCAAUAGCAGAGCAUCCAAAGAUCGCUCGAGAUCCCACGACUGGUCAAUCGAAAGGAUACGGAUUCGUUUCGUACCAUGACUUUGAAGCCGCCGAUAUGGCUAUCGAGAACAUGAACGGUCAAUUCUUUGGUGGAAAGCAAAUCUCGGUGCAGUAUGCUUUCAAGAAGGAUGGAAAGGGAGAGAGGCAUGGUACACAGGCAGAGAGAUUAUUGGCUGCUCAAGCAAAAAAACACGCCAUCGGUCCUGGAACCUCAUAUUCAUACGGAGGCCAAUUCGCCGGUGCUCUCGCCGCUCAGCCUUCUGCCCCAGUCCAGCCAGCAUACCAAUCCGUCGCCUCUCAACCUCCUCCUCCACCGCCACCCGGCAUGCCAGUGUACCAGCCUCAACAAGGCUAUCCAGGUCAAGAUUAUGGUCAAUCAUAUCCCGCCCCACCUGCUGGUUUCCCUGUCGCGAAUGGUUACUCAGGCUAUCAACAGCCAUCACAGCAGGGCGGUGCAGCUCCGCCGCCUCCACCGCCGAUACGGAUGGGAUUCUGAUACAAUGUAUGCAUGUAACAAUACAGAU
Molecule: messenger RNA, 978 nt
Organism: Kockovaella imperatae
Lineage: Eukaryota; Fungi; Basidiomycota; Tremellomycetes; Tremellales; Cuniculitremaceae
Exons: 7
Coding region: 39-950 (303 amino acids)
Biological process (GO): positive regulation of mRNA splicing, via spliceosome
Cellular component (GO): U12-type spliceosomal complex; nucleolus
Molecular function (GO): RNA binding
Source: RefSeq, a predicted model, not a curated record